Messenger RNA from Dacryopinax primogenitus, 1212 nucleotides. RefSeq lists its product as uncharacterized. The transcript is spliced from 7 exons. NCBI's taxonomy places the organism in Eukaryota, Fungi, Basidiomycota, Dacrymycetes, Dacrymycetales, Dacrymycetaceae. The coding region runs from base 1 to 930 and encodes 309 amino acids. The record is from RefSeq and is a predicted model, not a curated record.
AUGGCCGAGAUCACUGAGGAGAACCCAGUCGAGGCGGCUGCAACGACACCUCGUGCUGCUAGCAUCCCUGUUCCCGCCACACCCCGCUCAACUCACGAAAUAACCCCUCCUGCAACUCCCCCGCAGCCCGGCUCACCUACUCCUCCCGGAGAGCCUCAACUCGAACUGCAACCUGAAAUAAGCAUAGGAUUCCCAACGGGCGAUCCCAUUCCCGUGCUCGAGACACUGCUGCUGACAAUGCAGCAAACACUGCACACUCUCACUUCGGCGUUCGAUACCCUGGCGUGUCAGACCUCGCAACUUGCCACCCUGCGUCCCGCGCUCGAGGGCCAUCACGAAAUCAAGCGGCUGAAGGAGCAAAUAGCCCAGCAGGAUGUCAAGAUGGAUCAAAUGCGGGACUUCCUCAGCGACAAGCUGACGAUGCACAUGGCAGAUGUGAGGGAGGGGUUGAAGUGUCACGUCGAGGAGGUGAUGGGUGGACCGGUCAAGGACUCUGUCAGGACUGAAGUCGAGCAACGUGUCAUGGAGAGGGUCGCUGAACAGAUCUCUCAGAAGAUUCCUGCUGAGCUCCUCGAAGACGUUCAAGAUCAUAAGGUGCAAUUGUCACAUGUAAGGCGCAGCUUACACAACUCUGAGGCAAGACGAGCCAAUAGCUUGCUACGGACAAAUAACAUCAACGAACCACUAACCCCACUUAUGCGUUCUAAUGGGGAAAUCUCACCAUUCUUUCCACAUGAUCUCUCGUCUCUCUUUGCUUCACCGGCUCCUGUCGCAAGGCAACUCGUUUCAGACUACGAUCUUACGAUUGACCCUGAUUCCCGAGAACGUAAUUUGAACAAGUUCAUGGGUCAUAUUGGCGUUGGAUUCCAAAUGGUGCCGGCUCCACCCGUCUCGCCUACCCCUAUCAGCUCCUUGUAUCCGCACCUGUAAAGGUACGGCGACGAUCCGGGCUUCCCUCGCGCAUAUACUGGUGUAUGCGUGCCGAAAGUCGGUUCUCGCUGUCAGCGUGAUCGCCGGCAUUGUCUGCAACUUCUGGAUCUCGGAUGCUGCAGAGGCUGAGAAAAGGAAUAGGGUGUAUUGUAUUUUACUAGGUCGGACUAAGUUUCUCACGAGUUUGAACUAUGUCGAGAUAUAUGCAUGUAUGGGAAUGUUAAGUCUCGUUUGCGUCGGCUGUGCCGAUGGUUAUUUUAUUCAUGAACGAUUUUAAUCCCC